Messenger RNA from Strongylocentrotus purpuratus (purple sea urchin), 3888 nucleotides. Its product is annotated as ADP-ribosylation factor-like protein 4C. Gene Ontology annotation, cellular component: cytoplasm. Lineage: Eukaryota; Metazoa; Echinodermata; Echinoidea; Camarodonta; Strongylocentrotidae. Gene Ontology annotation, molecular function: GTP binding; GTPase activity. Gene Ontology annotation, biological process: vesicle-mediated transport; intracellular protein transport. The coding region runs from base 1438 to 2019 and encodes 193 amino acids. The record is from RefSeq and is a predicted model, not a curated record. The transcript has a single exon.
UACGAGCUAGUUUAAUUUAGUAUUUUUGUUUAUAAUUCGGAAAGACCCAUGAAGGCAUGAUCAAUCUCAGAGGAGUGCGCGAGAGGUGCGGAUUGACCACGCCCUUGCAACUGAUAAGACUAGAGGGGCAAUAAUCUCAUGCAUUGGGGAGAUGCAAGAUCCUAUCUACAAAUGGAGUUUUACAAAAGCGACGGCAAAAAUACACCCAUGUGUUUAACAAACUUGACAUGUCCUUAAACCUUUUGAAAAUCAACAUAAACAAAUCGAUAUCAAAACGCAGCCCCGCAAUGCUCUGGUACCGCCUACCAACGUGGAGCAAUGCACAGGUGCACUCAGCGCAGUCAAAUGUCAAACGGCUGCUCAACCCCCCGUUCGCGACGUACGCUGUAAAGUACUGUACAGUCGACUAGAAUGUAUUGGUGUACCAAGGAGUUCAGGUACGCUUCAGACAUCAGACCACCUUCAUCAUCAUCAUCUUCGUGUGUCGACAUCGAUGAUAGACAUUAGAUCUUGCAGUCGGAAUAUCUCUUUCCGCAGUUUACAAACCAGUUACAUGUACGUAAACGCUGAGUCGAAGCCGCUUCCAAGCGCAAGCAACGACAAGCGAUACCAUUUGGAGGCUGUAUACCGGUUUGAUUUUGAAGUCAUCUCGUCUCGGCUCCUAUAUCGCCGAACUCGAAGGUAACAUUUUUUCUACGCCAAACUGCGGCACUUCCAGCAGGCCUAAUCAUAAAUUUGGCCCGGUGACCUUUUCCAUCGGUGCCAGACAAUGAAGGAUUCUACUCGUACCGGGAAGCCAUUGAAUUGAAUUUGGAGAGUGGGGGAGGAUCGACUAACAAUAGCAUCCUAUUAAUUCGCACUAGAAUCAUCUCACCAACGACGUCACAUCACAUUUACAAAAGGAGAUUAAACCCGCCCUAAUUAAAUUGAAAAGAAGGGCUUCCUAAGUUCUAGCUGGCUGGUUUGUGUGAUCUUGUUGGCAAGGACCACCAUACCCGGAUCCACUCUUUUAUUUUAUCUACUUCCCGAUGGUGGGUGCCUGCAAAAGUGAGGAAGGGGAAGUCUACACUACAAUUCAUGAGGUCUUGAAUAAUACAACAUCGUGUGUUGCAGAUAUUUGAAGUCAAGUCGAGAACUGGAUCUUCGUUUAGAGUUUAAACUCCAGUUUCGAGCAUUAGAUGAAAUGUGAAAGUUUCACACCAUCAUUACUUCAUUAGUUAUUGUUUUCCUUGGAAACAGAGUAAAACUAAAAGCAACAAGCAAGGUGAUAUCCACAGUGGUUGGGAGUCAUGUUUUAGAUUCAUUAUGAUUUGAAAUAUUUGUGUGAUAUUCAUCAUGAUUUUAAGUACCGGUAAGAUUGAACUGAUGUGACUGAGGUCCGGAAAUGACAAAGCUAAAUUGACCAUAAUCAGUGUCAAAUGGUGAACUAUUCCCAAGAUGGCCCACAUAUUUGGGAGUCUUCUCGCAAACGGAUACCAUGUCGUCAUUCUAGGCUUGGAUUCGUCCGGUAAAACUUCAGUUCUCUACCGACUCAAACUGGACGAAUAUGUGAACACUGUCCCAACCAUCAGCUUUAACACCGAAAAGAUCAAAUGUAAAAAAGGGUCGGCCAAAGGAUCGACGUUCAAGUUCUGGGACGCGGGCGGAGCAGAGAAGCUACGUCCUCUAUGGAAAUCCUACACCCGAGCAGCCGAUGCGAUUGUGUAUGUUGUUGACAGCACGGAAAAGGAGCGUUUUGAUGAAGCCAAGUUUGAAUUGUUCAAAGUGGCACAGCGUCCGGAAACGAAAGGCGUUCCCAUUAUGUUGAUCGCGAACAAGCAGGACCUGAGGCAAGCGGUUGGUGUAUCGACCAUCGAAGAAGCAUUGACUAUACCAGCGCUUAGAAAACAGCAACAUACGGUGAACGUGCUCGCAGGAUGUGCGUUAACGGGAGAAGGAUUUGAAGACGUUCUCGACACCUUGAAGGAAAUUAUUGAUAAGCAUCGGAAACUCCUGAAGCAACAGAAGAAAGGGAGAUAACCAAUGCAGGAGAAGGGUGGGCAGAGUUACCCUCUUUGGGGUAACAGCUCUUCAGUAUCUUUCUCAGUCGUUUUACACAGCAUUUUUGUGCCCCCCACAUAGCCCGCCUUUUGAAAUGUUUGUAACCUCAUACAUGUAUACAUUGUAGAUGUAGCAUUGUGUUUUUGCUGCCUUACAUAUAAUCUAUUGUACUUUGUAGCAGUCCUUGAAAUGUACGAAGUUGAUCAAGCUAGUGCACCAUUUUUAAGUGGAUUGUGUGUGAGAAAAGUCACUCAUGAGUUAUUAUACCGGUACAAGUGUUGUGUAUCUUAGUCACAUCUGCCAAUGAGGCUUGGAUUGAGAUACUUUCUCAGAAUCUCUUUUUUUAAAUACUUACACUACCUUGAAAAUGUGUGACACACAGUACACUAUGUAGAACCUUGGGUUUUUUGUUUUGUUUUGUAUUUGUUUUUAAAAUAAUUACACUGCCUUGAUAGUUGUAACACACAGUACAUUAAUGUAGCACCCUUGGAUGCACCUUUGCCAUUCAUUUUAAAUGAUUACCGUAAGUCUAGGUUGGUUAAUAAGCUUUUAAAAUGUGUGUGUUUGGUAUUUUUCCAACUGUCUUCAAAGUAGUGCCUGUAAAUGUAGGCCUGUUCAUUUAUCAAUCCUACAUCCAACUGAUAAUUUAUCCUUGAACAAUGUGUUUAGCCUAAAAAACAAACCUGUGCAUAUCACUUGUACGAAGCAAUCAUUUGAAUACCGGUAAUGGAAAGUGAACAUUUGCAGUGUACCUUUGUUCCAGUUGCUUAUUUACCUGGAACAUGUAUAUGAAUGCGCAAAGGAGUUGAAAUAUUUGUGAGAAUGGGCAUGUCUGAGAUGCUCACUGUUUUACUGUACAAUGUACAUCAUAUUUGACCUUAUAAUACUCAGUUAGUGCACUUUUGUGUAUCAGGAUGUACAGUUCCGUACUCUAUAACAGUUUAAAGACUAAUUGUGUAGACGUCAUAAACUCUUCUUAUCGCAUACCAGUAAAUUUCUUCACAAAAGUGCACAAGAACAAAAUACAUGAAUUCCCAACCCUCUAUAGUCUAUAGAAGGAGGAAAUGGAUAGUGGUUGCUUAAGCUGGAUUACCGUUACAGCCUGACGGCCCAUUCCGUGCAAACAUUUAAGAAAAUGUUCUCUUUUGAAUCCUUUCAUUUCUGUAUUGCAAGUUCUCAGAAUUGUAUCGAUUGUUAAAAGAACAAAUUUAUCAUCCAAACCAGUGCUUAAUAGUGAAAAUGAUGAGAAUUAUAGUUUUAUGUGUAAAUUGUACAUGUAAGUAAUAAAUACUAGUAAUGCACACACAAAGUGCUAUGAUUAUUUGAACAAAUAGGCAAUUUUUCUUUUAUAUUCUCUGCCCUAGUUGCCUACAGACAGUCACAGAAAGCACACUUGAAGUGCAUGAUCAGACACAACACAAUGCGUCAACUCAUCAAAGGAUUCGUUUCAAAGAAAACAUAUCAAUCGGCACUGCACCGUGACACCCUAUCAUUGUUGAAACUCCACUCACCUAAAACCACUUCUUUCUUUACUAUGUUAUAGUUACUAUAGUUACUACAAAAAACUAAAAGAAGAAAUAAAUCACAAAUUUCUAGAUUGAAAUGCUCUGCUAAUGAUGCAAAGCCAUGGGAAUAUCUGUUCAGGCAAUUACCCUGACCAUCAACCCAAAAAGGUGAUUAAAAAUCUAAAUUGCAAUUUUUUGGUGGCCAUGCAUCAAAAACAAUAUUUAGUAGCAAUUUGCUCAUUAUAGCAUCUGGUGUCCUCUUUAAGAAGUAGAUAAUGAAGGUGGUACAUGUACUUGUACACUAAGUAUAUUAGUAGCUUAAUUGCUGGCCAAAACUCUUGAG